AUGUCCGAAACUGCAACAGGCAGUGCUACAGGUACAGCGACAGGUACCGAUUCAGGUACAGGUUCUGCUACUUUUACAGAUACCGCGACGGCCACGAGCACUGCGCCCGAUGGCUCGAUACAAACGAGUAUCAUCACCAGCACCUCGAUCAGUUUAACCACCUCCCCCACGACCACAUAUACUGUUACGGCCUCGACGCCCGAAACCUCCAGUAAUCCUGAAACGACUCCGACGCCGACACCCACGAGCAUUUCUUCCGUCUCAAUCCCUCCCUCGACGACCGUGGUUGAGACUACUCCAACACCCACCUCAAGUCCGAGCGUGGUAGCUGUCACUGCUACCGUGACUGAAACUCCCUCCUCGACAGGAGGAACCCAGAGUCCUUCCGUCGUGAUCGUAACAUCAACAUAUUCCCCCGAUCCUACCACGUCGCAAGUCUCGACAGCUUCAUCCGCCUCCCGACAUUCCUCCUCAUCGUCUACGCCGUCAGCACUAAGUGCCUCCGGGUCGUCAUCAGGCUCAUCUCAUCAUAAGCUUAGUUCUGGUGCCAAAACUGCCAUAGCGGUCAUCAUUCCCAUCGUGGUCAUCGCUGCGGCACUCUUGGCAGGUUUCUUUUUCUGGCGGAAACGCAAGGCCCGAAAAGAUGCCGAGGAACUUCGUAAGAACGAGAUGGCGGAAUAUGGAUUCAACCCAAAUAGCGACCCGACUUUGGCCGCCGGUGUGGGAGCAUAUACGGAUAACCAGUCCGAACCUCACGAUGAUAACAGCGGGUAUCGUGGGUGGGGAGCCACAUCCUCGAACCGCAAAGCGUCGACCACUCUGGGUUCGAACGGCCUAGCUGCUGGCGGCCCUGCCUUGUCGGAAAGCAGCAGUCAACCGGGAGGAUAUGCAUAUCAGACCUCGCCCAAUGGAGCCUCCGACCAUUAUUCGGCCGAUCCCUUGAUGAAUGGACAUCCGGAAGGCGGAGAUGGAGUGGCAGCAUUAGGUGCGGCCGGUGCGGCUGGAGGACUCAGCAGAAGCCGCAGUGGUGCUGCAGAUAUCCGUCGUGGCCCUUCGAAUGCGUCUUCAGCUUAUUCUGUUGGUCACCAAUCUGAAGCUUCUUCUGAUACCCACAAUAUGCCCGGACCUUAUUAUCAGGAAGAAGUACCCUACAACAUCUACAACGAUGCAGCGGCUAGUCAUGGCCCUUACGGAGACGGCUCGUACGGUGGUGAUGGCACGUACGCCGGUAAUGGAGGGCAGCCGGUGAUACGCGACGUGCAAGCCCGGAGAAAUACUCGAAUCGAACGAGCACCAACUUUCCCUCAAACCCAGGGAGGCAUAGCGCAAAACUUUUGA
Messenger RNA from Exophiala dermatitidis NIH/UT8656, 1338 nucleotides. RefSeq lists its product as uncharacterized. The transcript is spliced from 2 exons. The record is from RefSeq and is a predicted model, not a curated record. The coding region runs from base 1 to 1338 and encodes 445 amino acids. NCBI's taxonomy places the organism in Eukaryota, Fungi, Ascomycota, Eurotiomycetes, Chaetothyriales, Herpotrichiellaceae.